This is a messenger RNA of Amphimedon queenslandica, 1771 nucleotides long. Its product is annotated as receptor-type tyrosine-protein phosphatase delta-like. Bases 229 to 1692 code for a protein of 487 amino acids. The transcript is spliced from 8 exons. Gene Ontology annotation, molecular function: protein binding. The record is from RefSeq and is a predicted model, not a curated record. NCBI's taxonomy places the organism in Eukaryota, Metazoa, Porifera, Demospongiae, Haplosclerida, Niphatidae.
UGGUCUGCAUCAUGUCUCAAUCAGUGAUGCAUCAGUUCAACUAGGAUGGAGUUUGCCCUCAAAUAACAAUUCUAACGGAUAUAUCGCCCUCUGUUCCAACUCAUCUCAUUCUCUCAAUGAAUCCAUUGAUCCUGGAGGGAAUGAGACCACUAUAACUGGCCUCAGUUCAUAUUCUGUUUACAAGUGCUGUGUUGUCCCGUUGCUAAAACAAGGGAAUGGAACAGAGUCAUGCAUAUCAGUGGAAACACAACAAAAAGCUCCAUCGUCUCCAGUUAUCUCAGAGCAGAGACAAUUUCUAAUACGACACUCCUCAUACAAUGGGAUCAGCCAGUAGCACCCAACGGGAUCAUAAGGAACUACACCCUCAUCAUUAAUUAUGGUGGAUCCACAAUUGAUCGAAUAUCUGUUGAUGGACAGUUGAGGAUGUAUCUCUUGGAUGGGCUGAGCAUUUAUCAAAGUGUACAGAUAAGUAUUGCUGCUAGGACUGAUGCUGGAAUGGGCCCAGCAGCUAAUUAUAUCACCGCUAACGUACAGCAGACUAUGGCUUCUCCUACUCUGCUCUCACUAGAGAAGAGUACAAAUUUGCUGUCUGUCACUAAUCACCAAACCACAUCCCACCUUGUCUGGACUCCGCCCUCAAAUACCAUAUACACUGUAAAGUAUUAUCACUUAACCCUCCACACCGUUCAACUAUCAAAACUAAUAAACAAAUGGACACUCCGCCCAAAUCAAGUCUUUAACAUCACGUUGACAUUAAAUCCAUAUGUGCCAUACAGAUUGGAUGCUUUGCUAAUGACUGAUGGAAGAGGUACAGGAAUGAUUUCUAGUGAUGUAUUCUUCACAAAGGAAGGAGCCCCUACUGCUUACCCAAGCAUAUCCAGUGCUGUGCGAGCACAACCAAAUGAAGGAAGAAUCUACUGGUCACCACUUGACCUCUGGGACAGUCAAGGAGUCGUAAAGAGCUACACAAUUUCUAUUGCUCAAUCGUCUUCUAAUGAAACGUGUGGAAAUACUAUCAAUACAAAGACUGUUGUGAUAGUGAGCAGUUCCGAGACCCAGGGACUCUCUCACUCACUUAAUAGUCUUAAUGUACAGAGUCCUUACUGCAUUAAAAUACAAGCAAGUACUAGCUCUGGUCCUGGGCCUUUUUCUCCUAGUGUAUUACUACCAACAUAUGCUAGUACUAAAAUCUGUGUACUGUUGAGUGGUGUCUACAACUGCAGCAAAUGGAUCUUAGAGGAUCUCAAUGAGAAGAUCAGUAAUGCAACCGUUGCUGUAGUUAACUCACUCAACCAAGCUUGUUCCUGUUCCAUCACUACAAGUCAUCUUGUCCAAUCAUCUCUUACAUGCAACUCAAGAAGAAUUGAUGGCAGUGCCUUAUUCUGUACUACUGUCAUUGGAACUAGUAAAACCAGCAGUCAAAGAUUGAGGGACCUUUUAAUAGAAAGACUACCGAGAAAUUCUCUUUUAUUAUCUGGACUGAAUCUCAAUGUUAGUAAUGUAUGUGAAACUGAGGACUGUGCACCAUUGGGUACUACGGGACAGACUGGAGAGAAUGAUGAGGACUUCUUUAAAGUAUUCUCAGUCAUUCUAUCUAUAGUGCUUGGGCUGUUUCUUCUGCUGGAGAUCUUCACUUGUGUACUCCUGGCCAAUUAUUGCAAUAAGUAUCACAGCAAGAAGUCAAAUCAGUGAGUUAUGCUAAUUGAAAAAUUCACAAAAAAUCCAAUUUUAAUUGGAAUUAACUCGAAGUUUAAAAAUAACAUAAGAACAU